Pieris brassicae (large cabbage white) is the source of this 2184-nucleotide messenger RNA. Its product is annotated as cytochrome P450 18a1-like. Gene Ontology annotation, cellular component: intracellular membrane-bounded organelle; cytoplasm. Gene Ontology annotation, biological process: xenobiotic metabolic process. NCBI's taxonomy places the organism in Eukaryota, Metazoa, Arthropoda, Insecta, Lepidoptera, Pieridae. The record is from RefSeq and is a predicted model, not a curated record. The transcript is spliced from 7 exons. Bases 219 to 1799 code for a protein of 526 amino acids. Gene Ontology annotation, molecular function: heme binding; oxidoreductase activity, acting on paired donors, with incorporation or reduction of molecular oxygen, reduced flavin or flavoprotein as one donor, and incorporation of one atom of oxygen; iron ion binding.
CCAUAAAUAACAUAGAACCUACUAAGACUUGUUCAACAUUAGUUGACCAAAUAAAAAAAUUGAGGGUAGUUUGCUUAAAUUUGCUUUUGUAGUUUUUACAAGAGGAGGGUAGUUUGAAAAGUUUACAGCUCAUUCGCUAAGUUUUGAAUCACAUUCUACCAGGAGCGAGACGGACUCGCGCGCAAAAAUACGAUCCUUUUUAAAACAAAUUUGGAAAUAUGUAUAUAUUAUUCAACGUUAUUCCUUGUGUGUUAGAUGAAUAUAUUUUGCAAUAUAUUUACACAUACGAUUGGAAUAAUUUAUUUCGAUUGACUGCGGUGGCCGUGCUUGCAACUAUUAUUGCGCGCUGGGUGAUCGCUUUCUUGAAACAAAAUUGGUUGUGUCUUCCACCAGGACCUUAUGGACUUCCGAUCAUCGGAUGUUUGCCGUGGCUGUACCGAGGCUCCCACCACUCUUGGUACCUCAAAUUGGCUAAACGUUAUGGGAAUAUAUUUUCCUUGAGACUGGGAAACAGCCUUGUGGUAUGCAUUUCAUCAGCUCAUAUCCUUAGAGACGUGUUCAACAAAAGUGAUUCGAUCGGACGACCCAAGACCCCGUUGAACAAUCUGCUAGACGGUUAUGGGAUCAUACUAAGCGAAGGUAUCCUGUGGAAAAGGCAACGCCAAUUCGUUCUUGACAAGUUCCGUGCACUCGGUGUCAGAUUGUGGGGCAGGCAGAAGUUUGAAAAAUGCAUUAUUGACGAAGUGCAAGAGAUGGUAACAGAAAUAGCCGUUAAAGAAGAAGAGCCCCAAGACCCCAUCCUGGUUCUAGGCAGGCACAUCCACAACGUGAUAUGUCAGCUGAUGAUGAGUUACCGUUUCGUUGACGGAGAUCCGCAAUUUCAGGCUUUUAAUGCGUUGGUUACGCGAGGAAUGCAGCUGUUUGGUUCCGUCCAUAUAGGCGAACAUCUACCUAUUUAUAUGAGAUUGCCGGGUAAGAAAGCAGUUCUGAAGGAGAUCAAGGAGAACCUGGACAAGAUAAGCAGCUUCCACGAGGCGCAUCUGAUAAGGCGGGUUGUAAUGCGGAAGAACUCGUCAAUGGACUACACGCCUGGGGACCUGCUGGACUACUACCUGCAGGAGAUGUACAAGGACAUUGAGGGUGUUGACCUGCAGAUGAUUUUAGAAGAUAAGGAGAAUGUUAAGCAAGCGGUGCAAGUGAUGAACGACCUUUUUUCUGCCGGCAUGGAAACGUUGAGGACUGCUAUCGUGUGGCUGUUGCUGAUGAUGAUUCGGGAGCGGGAGGUGGCUGCUAAGGUUCGAGAGGAGAUGUCGAAAAUGGUUGAACCUGGGCAACUUGUGACCUUGGAACAUCGUCCGCAAAUGCCCUACGUGGAAGCCGUCAUCUUUGAAACCUUGCGCAUAACCUGCAUUGUACCUUUGGGCACUGAGCACGUCAACACCUCGGACUGGAAGGUUGAGGGAUACACAAUCCCGGCUGGCACAACACUCAUACCCUUGAUCAACAAGAUCAAUAUGGACCCCGAAAUCUUUCCUGAGCCGGAAAAGUUCAAUCCGGAGCGUUUCUUGGAUAACAACAGCCUCAUAAUGCCUGGUCACUUCAUACCUUUCGGGAUCGGUCGCCGUAUCUGUUUGGGCGAGCAAUUGGCAAGAUUGGAGCUGUUCAUCUUCUUUUCGAACCUGAUGAACAACUUCGACUGGGUAAUACCGGAGGGAGACGAGGUACCAGGCAUGGAGGGUACCUACGGUACCAUCCACAUGCCUCCGCCUUUCGAGGUCAUUUUCAAGAAAUGGCCCUGAAUUAACGGGAGCGAAAUUAUUUUAACAGUAGAUUCAAUAUUACGAAUUAACUAAUACGAAGCUAAUUUACUGACAGCAUCAAUAGUCUAAAAUAAAUAUUAAGUCUAAAACUAAUAUUAAGUCUAAAACUGCAGCUAAAAUUCAAAUUCCCGUUCAAUUUUUACGUACCUUCAUCAUUAAAUUCAACAUCUUUCCAACUCAAUGAAUUAGCUUAGUGUAAUUUAAUUUCGUACAUUUUUUUCAUUUUAUGCAUGCUAAUUUUAAUACAUUUUAUUAUUUUGACAUUUUCUUAUUCUUAGUAUUAAUUAGGCUAGACAUUUAAUCAUGUCAGAUUAAAUGAUUUUUAACGAUUUGUGUUUCAUUUUAAGUAAGUGGUUAGUGGUAA